AUGGCUCCCACCAUCCAGACGCAGGCGCAGCGGGAGGAGCCGGGCCACAGGCCCAGCUCCCACCGGACGCUGCCCGAGAGGUCGGGCGUGGUCUGUCGGGUCAAGUACUGCAACAGCCUCCCCGACAUCCCCUUCGACCCCAAGUUCAUCACCUACCCCUUCGACCAGAACCGGUUCGUGCAGUACAAGGCAACGUCGCUGGAGAAGCAGCACAAGCACGACCUGCUGACGGAGCCUGACCUGGGCGUCACCAUCGACCUCAUCAACCCCGACACCUACCGCAUCGACCCCAGCGUGCUCCUGGACCCGGCGGAUGAGAAGCUGCUGGAGGAAGAGAUCCAGGCACCCACCAGCUCCAAGAGAUCGCAGCAACACGCCAAGGUGGUGCCGUGGAUGCGCAAGACCGAGUACAUCUCCACCGAGUUCAACCGCUACGGCGUCUCCAACGAGAAACCUGAGGUCAAGAUCGGCGUCUCGGUGAAGCAGCAGUUCACGGAGGAAGAGAUCUACAAAGACCGCGACAGCCAAAUCGCCGCCAUCGAGAAGACCUUCGAGGAUGCCCAGAAAGCGAUCACGCAGCACUACAGCAAACCCCGUGUCACCCCUGUCGAGGUCAUGCCUGUCUUCCCUGACUUCAAGAUGUGGAUCAACCCCUGCGCCCAAGUCAUCUUCGACUCGGACCCAGCGCCCAAGGACACGAGCGGCCCGGCCGCCCUGGAGAUGAUGUCCCAGGCCAUGAUCAGGGGGAUGAUGGACGAGGAGGGGAACCAGUUUGUGGCCUAUUUCUUGCCGGUGGAGGAGACGCUGCGCAAGCGGAAGCGGGACCAGGAGGAGGAGAUGGAUUACGCCCCCGAAGACGUAUACGACUAUAAGAUCGCCCGGGAGUACAACUGGAACGUGAAGAACAAGGCCAGCAAGGGCUACGAGGAGAAUUACUUCUUCAUCUUCCGCGAGGGCGACGGCGUCUACUACAACGAGCUGGAGACCAGGGUGCGGCUGAGCAAGCGGCGGGCGCGGGCGGGGGUGCAGUCGGGCACCAACGCGGUGCUGGUGGUGAAGCACCGCGACAUGAACGAGAAGGAGCUGGAGGCCCAGGAAGCACGGCGGGCGCAGCUGGAGAACCACGAGCCGGAGGAGGAGGAAGAGGAGGAGAUGGAGGCUGAGAAGGAGGCGGCGGGAUCAGAGGAAGAGCGGGAGAAGGGCAGCGAGAGCGAGGGGGGGGUGAGCGGCGAGGAGGAGGAGGAGGAGGCCGAAGGCUCGGGGAGCAGCAGCGAGCGGGGUGGCUCGGCCCGCAGCGAGGAGGAGGAUGAGGCCGAAGAUGAGGAGGAAGGCAGGGGGGGCCGGCGGGGGGGCAGCGACGCCGCCCGGGCUGCCCGCGACCAGGAGGAGAUCUUCGGCAGCGACAACGAUGAGGAAGAGGAGGAGGAAGAGGAGGAGGAGGAGGAAGAGUCAGAAGGGGGGGGCAGCGAGGGGGGGCCUCCCCGCAGCCCCCGCCUCAGCCCCAGCGAAGCCUCAGAGGAGGAAGAGGAGGAGGAGGAAGAGAGCCCCAGCGACGCCUCCGACUCCUCCAGCAACUGAGGGGGGGGAUUCUCCAGCGGCUCGUAGCAAGGUUGAGCCUGGACCCCCCCCAUCCCCAUUUUGGGGCAAAAACCAGGCACUUUGGGUUCGUUUGUUUUUUUUUUUCUCUUUAAUAACGUAGUCAUGGUUACCAGCCAUAGUCAUAACAAAAGUUAUUCAUAAUAAAAUGUAUCUA
Molecule: messenger RNA, 1753 nt
Organism: Gavia stellata (red-throated loon)
Lineage: Eukaryota; Metazoa; Chordata; Aves; Gaviiformes; Gaviidae
Gene: PAF1
Product: PAF1 homolog, Paf1/RNA polymerase II complex component
Exons: 14
Coding region: 1-1578 (525 amino acids)
Biological process (GO): transcription elongation by RNA polymerase II
Cellular component (GO): Cdc73/Paf1 complex
Molecular function (GO): chromatin binding; RNA polymerase II complex binding
Source: RefSeq, a predicted model, not a curated record